AUGGUGUUUGAAACAAUGUACCGCCUUCGAUAUCUCGGCCUGCUCGACAAGGAACUCAAUGACGACAUGGUUUAUCAAGGCUAUCGCCAGGGUGUUGAGCGUGGUAUAUUCAAGGUGAUGGCUAAAAUGGGAAUCAGUACGCUGCAUUCUUACAAGCACGCACAAAUCUUCGAAAUAGUCGGCCUGGCUAAGGAAGUGGUUGAUAUGUGUUUCAAGAACACAGUUUCGCGUCUUGGUGGUGCCACGUUUGAGAUACUGGCAGCUGAGGCGCUAAAACGCCAUCGCUCCGCGUUCCCCGUUGUCACUAAUGCCGACAAGCAUGUCUUCGGUAAGUUCAGAGGGAUUUUCUUGAAACCUGAUCGUUCUAGGAUGAUAUGA
Molecule: messenger RNA, 378 nt
Organism: Cooperia oncophora
Lineage: Eukaryota; Metazoa; Nematoda; Chromadorea; Rhabditida; Trichostrongylidae
Source: the annotation of a GenBank genome assembly